GAGCCCUGCGAAAGAACAGACGCUUCCGUCAACGCUUCUUCAUUUGUCAAUGACUGAGACCGUACAACUGAACUGAAAGUGCAGAAACAAACUCACCCAAUAUCAUUUUGGAAUUCUCCAUAUCCUGAGGAGGUUUCGGAGAGAACCAUGAAGUGAGAACCUCCGCGGGAAUGGUGGCCAGACUGUUGCUGGACAGAUCCAGAAGCCGAAGGUUAGGCAUGUCCCUCAGACACUCCCACGGGAAGGAAGUGAGAACGUUCCCAUCUAUCCGUAAUUCGUCCAAGGCAUGAAGUCCACGGAAACCGUCCACGCUGAGGGAGGAAAGCGAGUUGAAGGAUAUCCACAGGUACUCCAGGCUACUGAGGUAAUGAAAGGUUUCGCUGGUGACGCGGCUGAUGGCGGUUUUCUCGAUGCGGAGUUUGGAGGUGUCCGACGGAAAGUUGUUUGGGAUGACAGUGAGGUCGGGGUCGUUACACAGGACGCUCCUAUAAAAACACAUCACACGGGUCAAGUACUACCUCCUUUCGUUGACAUAUUUGAUGAGGCCAGUCACGUCAUCACAAUCAAACACAAAUAACAGUUUUGCACUUUGAAAUGACAAUCAACAUUUGUAUAAUGUAGUGCUGAGACAUAUUUCUUUUGACUACCUUUUAUUUCUGAUCUUACUUUUACUGUGUAUUUUUAUCAUGAUCAUUACUCUGUGUGUGUGUGUGCGCGCUAGAGGCCUGAAACAUCCUGCAACUAACAAGCAGAGAAGAUUAAAAAGCACACACACGUUAAUCCAGUGACUAAAUAAAGAGCAGAGACAAUCUGGCAUGUCAAUAGUCUGCAGACAACGGUCCACAUGAGACUUUUCUACAGGAUGGUACCAGUCCAGUACAUGAAAGUCCAUGUGAAAUCUUACCUUGACUUGGAGCCGUCGCUCAGUUUGUGGUAGAAGCAGCUGCAUUGAGCAGGACAGGUGCUGCAAAGCAACGGAAAGCAGCACAGCACCAGCGCAAAAGCCCAAAACGCACGGCCGGACGCAAAAACCCAAAAGCCCAAAACACACAUCUUCUACGCUCUGGCUUCUAGCUACUGUCCGAAUGUUUUGUUAAUCACGCAGCAUCUCUGUGUCUCUCUCAAGCACUUUCUGCUCGCUCUGCUCCGAAUCCCCAGAUAAAAAGGAUAGAGCAGAUUAGAGGAAGGACUAGGGGUAUUUUCAUUUACACGAUUAUUCCUUCCUGGAAGCCCAUAGGCUGUGCGGUUGUCUUUUGUAUAUAUACAGAACGGACAUUUCUUUUUUUGAUUGGAAGGUUAAUUUUAGACCUGGGAUUGGACAACAGUUUGUGAAUUCACAGCAUUUUAUUGGUGAAUGGCUUUGUUUUACUUGAUUUUUUACCAGACAUACCAAAAGUAAAUCAUGCUGUGGGGAGGAAAUGUCCUAUUUUUUUGUGAUGGUGCUUUUUAAAGGUUACUUCAGUUUUAUAAUAGACAUAGAGAUGAAAAAUCAGGUUAUUCUAUACAUGCAAAACAUCAAUGUUGUUAGUUUGACCCUUGGCUCCAUACAUCGAAACUGCAAGUGAUUCAAGGAUGAGCAUGAAUAUUCACGUUUGGCAUAAAGCUCAGUGUUUAUGAUGCAUUAAAUUGAUGCCUAUUUCAUAUUUUUUCAGACAUAAUAUCUUUUCUAUUGUAUCAACUUCAUUCACAGUCCAAGUUAUAGUGGUUACCUAAUAUUAUAAUCUUUAUUGCCUGUCUGGUCUAUAAUGCGUGUAAGACUAAAUAAAAAAUGCUCAUGGCGAUACUUUAACAUAUUAAAAAAGCAGCGUAUGUAAGCAUUUAGAACACCUGGUGGCAGUAUUGAGCAAAAAUCUUCAUUUGGGACAAUACCAACAUUUGUGCGUAUGUUUGUUCAAAAUAUAUAUAUAUGUGUAUAUAUAUAUUGCUUAGUACAUACAAAAAUAUUUCUAUAGCAUAACAAAUAUUGAUUAUAUUUGUUUACAUUUUGUGUCAAAAAAAGGAAAUGAGGUCCAGAGUUCAUAAUGGAUCUCCACACCAAUCACCGUGUUCAAUCUAAAAAUAAACUCACUUAUAUAAACAGAUCAGAGUAUAGAGAGCUAAUAUCGGAGUUCUCAGGCUCAUUCAGUGCUGUAUAUUUUAAAUUAUUCGUUUAACAGACAUUUUUAUCAAAGCAACUGAAGCAACAACAAUCGAAUCAUCCUGAGGAGAAAGAACAAACGCUGCUCUGAAAUGUUUUGCUCUGCGCUCUUUAGAGAGUUUAGAGAGAUUACAGUGAACACAUGAAGUGUAUAUUAUUUCCCAAUGGCAUUAACCUCUGAAAUCUGAGAACAAAGAAUUUCUUUCCCAACUGCAAGCUUUUGCACCCGAACAUACUGUGGUGAGACCAGCACAUUAUACCUCAGACAUUUCUUGGAGUUACUUUGUUGUUGCUUCUGUUAUAGUUGCUACAAUUUCAUUGCACCUCAGCUUUUAGAAUACAGUGGGGGGUUUUUUAUCGCUUCUCAAGCAUAUAAUCGUAACAACAACACAUUAAUAAAAAUGUAGUAAAAUUAAUGGUCUGGUUUCAUAGGGUUUAGCCUAAAAGCCAGGAUUAGGUCAUAGUUCAAUUAGGACAUUUAAGUCAUUUUUAUAAACGUGCCUUAGGAAGAAAAAAAAAAAAAAAAAAAAAAAAACAACAUUAAUGGUGUGCAUGUUGAGACAAAAAGGCAGUGAUAUAUUUUAAGAUCAGCCAGAUGAAACAGCUCAGACUUAUAUUUUAGUGUAGGACUAGGGUGAAGUCGGGGGUAUGAGUUUUAAGAAGAACGUGGCAGCAGAUUAUAAUCUAUUUCCUACUGUUUUUUAUGAUGGACACAAACAUUUCAUUUACAAGUAUUGGGAAUUUUGGAUGAGCUGGCUGUGGAAUUACAAUUAAACUCCUUCAUGACAAUGACACUUCAGUGAUAGACAGGCUCAUAAUAUAAAAGCACUGAUCACUUGUACAAAUAUUUUGCAGCUACGGUAUUUUGUGAGGCAUUAUAUUUCAUGGUUGUUUACGCGUGUAAGUUAGGGUUAGGGUUAGGGUUUUUUUGUUUUGUUUUUAAGCAACAGUAAAGCUAUGGAGUCGUAAAAGGAGGAAUGUGAUCGUGUCCGGCUCUUAAUGCGCAGUUCAGACGCACGACUGAGGCGAAUGAGCGCAGCAGAUCUGAUUUCACAAACUUUUGCGGUAUUAAAACAUUCUUGCGGGGAUUUUAGAGGCUUUAAAUCUCGCACAGGAAAUAAACAGACAUAUAAAGGCUCGCAAUUGUAACGCAGCGGUCAGCAGCGACAAAUAUCUUGGAAAAUGGCUUCAUACACGUUACCGGAGGGAUUCAGUGAUUUUGACAUGUUCGCCUUCGGCUCCGCGCUGCUGGUCGGCGGUCUUCUCGGUUUCUUCCUUAACUUCAUCUCGGUCGUGGCGUUCCUCAGAAUCCGGGAGAUGCAGACGCCCAAUAACUUCUUCGUCUUUAACCUGGCUGUGGCUGAUCUGAGCCUCAACCUUAACGGUUUAGUGGCUGCUUACGCUAGUUACCUGAGAUACUGGCCGUUCGGGUCGGAGGGCUGUCAGAUUCACGCUUUUCAGGGAAUGGUGUCGAUUCUUGCCGCCAUCAGUUUUCUCGCUGCCAUUGCUUGGGACAGAUAUCAUCAGUACUGUACCAAGCAGAAGAUGUUUUGGAGCACGUCUGUGACCAUGAGCUCCAUCAUCUGGAUUCUGGCCGUGUUCUGGGCGGCUCUGCCGCUGCCGGCCAUCGGCUGGGGCGUCUUUGACUUCGAGCCGAUGAAAACAUGCUGUACGCUCGACUACACGCUGGGAGACCGGAAUUACAUCAGCUACAUGCUGUCCAUCACUGUACUGUAUUUAGCAUUUCCUGUUAUCAUUUUGCAGUCGUCCUACAAUGCCAUCUAUGCAUAUUUCAAAAAGACGCACCACUUUAAGUUUAACACCGGUUUACCUCUGAAAGCGCUGUUGUUCUGCUGGGGUCCGUACGUACUGAUGUGCACGUACGCCUGCUUUGAGAACGUCAACCUCGUUUCACCAAAGCUCAGAAUGGUCCUCCCGGUGCUCGCUAAGACGUCUCCAAUCUUCCACGCCGUCCUGUACGCGUUCGGUAACGAGUUCUACCGUGGAGGAAUCUGGCAGUUCCUCACUGGGCAGAAAUCUGCAGACAAAAAGAAAUAGGAGCGAUCUUCAGCCAUGUGAUGUUGUAUUCAGAUGAGUCUGUGAGAGUUUACCCAUGAUGUGACCGUAAUUCAGUGUAUAUGUCAAAUCAGUGCCUAACACAUUUGGAGAUAUUUGUCUGGAGUUUCACUUAAUGAUUACUGAAGAACGACAGAUGAAGCCUUAUUUCAGUAUCCUGGCGUGUGAGAGAUGACUCGCACAGUUCAUUCAGGACACGAUAAUUCAGCAGUUUCACUGGUUUUGCCUCAUUGUUGCUGUUGACCAAUGCAUCAGAAUACAGUAUUCUUGUGUAAAUCUAUGAAGUAAGAGGAUUUUUCUAACCAAAACUUGAAACCAGUGAAUGAACCGCUAAUAACAAAAGGGCCUUUCACUGUUAAUCCACAGAAUAAAGCGUGAGGCACAAGA
Molecule: messenger RNA, 4600 nt
Organism: Labeo rohita (rohu)
Lineage: Eukaryota; Metazoa; Chordata; Actinopteri; Cypriniformes; Cyprinidae
Gene: rgrb
Product: retinal G protein coupled receptor b
Exons: 8
Coding region: 3320-4195 (291 amino acids)
Biological process (GO): phototransduction; visual perception; G protein-coupled receptor signaling pathway
Cellular component (GO): membrane
Molecular function (GO): G protein-coupled receptor activity
Source: RefSeq, a predicted model, not a curated record